AGCAGAAAAACGAAAACAAGAGAGCUUGAACUACAUCAAUGGCGUGCAAGCAAAAGUUAAUUCAACGAUUGUUCAAUAUUCGCAGUAGUAAAUUAUCGAAUCAAACAUUAAGCAGUUGCCGCAUUUCAUCAUCUUCAUCAUCCGGUGUUCAAUCCUUAAUGCCACCGGAGCCAGACGGAGUAACGCCUGAUCCGGAACACGGCUCGAUUUUCCGGAGGUUUCUCCAGCGGCGGCCGUUGUACCUUUCUUCCUCGGCGGCGUUUCCACAGAUUUUCCGUCCUGGCGGUGAGAAGCUGUUGGAGCGGCUUAAAGAAAUGGACAUUGCCAGAAACCGAAUCCGUCUCGACGGACUUAUUACUGCUCCGUCGUUGACGGUGGCCGACGCUAAGAAAAUCCUUAGGGCUUCGCAACUUGAGAUCGUCAAAUCGAAGUUGAGAAAUAGUCAGAAGAAUCAUGUAUCAUACGAUGAGUUUAUUCAGAUGUGUGUUGAUGAAUGUUCUAACAGAGAUCAAGGUGUAGAUCUCGCGAAAGCUCUAGAUGAUUCCGGUUCCGUUCUCAUUUUGGGAACAGUCGUUUUUCUUAAACCCGAACAGGUAGUGAACGCAAUCAAUGGCUUAAUGACCAGAGUGGAUAUUCCGGUGAAGGAGAUGGAAGAGAUGGAACGAUGGAAGUCAGAAAUCGACGAAAAAGCUGAAAAAAUGGUCCGGCGAGAGCUUUGGGGCGGAUUAGGGUACCUAAUGGUGCAGACGGCGGCGUUCAUGAGGCUAACAUUUUGGGAGCUUUCAUGGGAUGUAAUGGAACCGAUUUGCUUCUAUGUGACAUCAAUGUAUUUCAUGAUUGGAUAUGCAUUCUUCAUACGAACAGCAAGAGAGCCUUCUUUUGAAGCAAUUUUUCAGAGCAGGUUUCGUGUGAAGCAGAUGAAGGUGAUGAAGAUGGAAGGUUUUGAUUUUGAAAAAUAUAAACAGAUGAAGAAGAAAGCUUGUGGGUCUCAUCAAGAUUGUUUGAUUAACUCAUGA
Messenger RNA from Lactuca virosa, 1016 nucleotides. The record is from the annotation of a GenBank genome assembly. Lineage: Eukaryota; Viridiplantae; Streptophyta; Magnoliopsida; Asterales; Asteraceae.